Messenger RNA from Corylus avellana, 3122 nucleotides. Its product is annotated as Pentatricopeptide repeat (PPR) superfamily protein. The record is from RefSeq and is a predicted model, not a curated record. NCBI's taxonomy places the organism in Eukaryota, Viridiplantae, Streptophyta, Magnoliopsida, Fagales, Betulaceae. Gene Ontology annotation, molecular function: protein binding; mRNA binding.
ACCAGUGAUUGAAGAUGAGAGACUUUCAAGUUUCAGUUUUGCUUUUUCUUUUCCCACAAUUUCUCACCAACCAAACAGAACAUGUAAGAGUUUUUCUUUCACUCAUUCACGGCAUAGUGUUUACUGUUUCGUUCGUUAGAACCACAUUUGGAUAAUAAUCUUUUGUGGGUUUUUCUUUAUUUUGGUAUAUGGGAUAGCUGAAACCUGAAGCAAGUGAAGAUAAGCUUCAAAAUUUAAUGGGUUUGGGGAUUUUAAUGUGAUUAUCUAUUAUUAGCUGUGUUUUUGGAAUGAGUCCUGCUUUACUUCCUAAACAUGUCGCCGCAGUCAUCAAAUAUCAAAAAGAUCCGUUUAAAGCGCUUGCAAUGUUCAAUUCAGUGAAAAAGGAAAAUGGGUUCAAGCACACAUUGUUAACUUAUAAAUGCAUGAUUGAGAAGCUUGGGUUUCACGGGGAGUUUGAGGCAAUGGAGAGUGUGAUCUUGGAGAUGAGGAUGAAUAUCGAUAAUAGUUUGCUAGAAGGUGUCUAUAUUGGAGCCAUGAGGAAUUAUGGAAGGAAAGGGAAGGUUCAAGAGGCCGUGGAUGUGUUUGAGAGGAUGGAUUUUUAUGAUUGUGAGCCUUUGGUUCAAUCUUAUAACGCAAUCAUGAAUAUACUGGUUGAACAUGGGUAUUUUAAUCAAGCCCACAAAGUGUAUCUGAGGAUGAGAGAUAUAGGGAUUGUUCCAGAUGUGUAUUCUUUCACCAGUAGGAUAAAGUCCUUUUGUAGAACAAGUAGGCCUCAUGCUGCACUGAGGCUUCUUAAUAACAUGGAUUACCAGGGAUUUGAGUUAAAUGCGGUUGCAUAUUGUACGGUGAUUGGUGGGUUUUAUGAAGAGAAUUUUCAAGUUGAGGCAUAUGAAUUGUUUGAAGGGAUGCUCAGGCAUGGUAUUUGUCCUGAUGUUACCACAUUUAAUAAGCUUAUACAUACGCUUUGUAAGAAGGGGGAUGUCCAAGAAAGUGCAAAACUUCUCAACAAGGUACUAAAGAGGGGAGUUAUGCCGAAUUUGUUUACAUUCAAUAUCUUCAUCCAGGGGCUUUGCAAAAAAGGUGCGCUUAAUGAGGCUGUUCAAGCAUUGGAUGGUGUGAAGAGUGGUGGUCUGACUCCUGAUGUUGUCACAUAUAACACGUUGAUUUGCGGCUUGUGUAAAAACCUUAAGGUUGUGGAAGCUGAGCGCUAUUUGCAUAAAAUGGUGAAUGAAGGGCUGCAGCCUGAUGGCUUUACCUACAACAGUAUUAUUGAUGGAUAUUGCAAACUGGGUAUGAUCCAAAAUGCAGAUAACAUUAUUAAUGAUGCAAUUUUCAAGGGGUUUGUGCCCGAUGAAUUUACUUAUUGCUCAUUCAUCAAUGGAUUAUGCCAUGAUGGUGACAUAGACCGUGCCAUGGCUGUAUUUAAUGAGGCAUUGGGGAAAGGAUUAAAACCUAGUAUUGUUCUCUACAAUACUUUAGUCAAAGGGUUGUCUAAGCAGGGAUUAAUUUUGCAGGCCUUGCAGCUGAUCAAUGAGAUGUCAGAAAAUGGUUGCAGCCCCAAUAUAUGGACUUACAACUUAGUUAUAAAUGGGUUGUGCAAGAUGGGGUGUGUCUCAGACGCCAGUAAUCUCAUGAAGGAUGCUAUUUCCAAAGGCUACCUUCCUGACAUAUUUACCUUUAAUACUUUGAUUGAUGGUUACUGUAAACAGUUGAAGUUGGAUAACGCACUUGAGAUAGUAGAUAUGAUGUGGAGUCAGGGUGUCACUCCUGAUGUGAUCACUUAUAAUACAGUGUUGAAUGGGCUUUGCAAGGCUGCAAAGUCUGAAGAUGUUAUGGACACCUACAAUGGGAUGAUGGAGAAAGGGUGUGUCCCUAACAUUAUUACAUAUAACAUAGUCGUAGAAAGCCUGUGCAAAGCUCGAAAAGUAAAUGAAGCAUUGAACUUACUUGAGGAAAUAAAAAACAAGGGUUUGACUCCAGAUGUUGUUAGUUUUGCCACAUUGAUUGAUGGAUUUUGUUCUAGUGGUGAUCUGGAUGGAGCUUACCAGCUAUUUAGAAAAAUGGAACAACAAUAUGAGGUUUCCCACACAACAGCGACAUACAAUAUCAUGAUCAAUGCUUUUGCAGAAAAGCUAAAUAUUAAUAUGGCAGGAAAGCUUUUUCGUGAGAUGGGUGACAAAGGCUUUGCCCCAGACAGUUACACGUACCGUGUCAUUACUGAUGGUUUCUGCAAAACGGGGGACGUUGAUUCCGGGUACAUUUUUCUCAAGGAAAUGAUUGAGAAGGGGUUCAUUCCAUCGCUGGCGACGUUUGGACGGGUACUGAAUUGUCUGUGUGUGGAGCAUAGAGUUCAUGAGGCAGUUGGUAUCAUCCACCUCAUGGUGCGCAAAGGCAUUGUCCCUGAGGCUGUGAAUGCAAUUUUUGAGGCUGAUAAAAAGGAGGUAGCAGCGCCAAAGAUUGUUGUAGAAGAUUUAUUGAAGAAAUGUCAAAUAACUUAUUAUGCUUAUGAAGUUCUAUAUGAUGGCAUUAGGGAUAGAAAAUUACUAAAGAAAAAGCUUCCAACCAAGUCUUCUCAAAAGCGGAAAAUGAGGUUUUUAAAAGUUGAUGGACCAGUAUCCUGAUUUCAAAAGUGGAAAUUAUAGCUCUUGAAUCAUGAUCUGUUGCUAAUUCCACAAUCUCAGAAGCCUCAAGUGGAAAGCUCUUUAGACAGUGCGCUCUAGUCACAUCUGAAGAGAAGUACUACAGCACACUAGGUCUUAUAUCCAGAAUAUGUUGGAAGCAUGCCUCAGACUAGCAGCAUCAAGUGGUAUCCUUCUAAUGGACAUGGAGCAUGAAAAUGUUACCAUCUCUGGAUCGCAAUGAUUAUUAAAGCCAAACCAGCAAAGACAAUAAUACAAACUUGUAGUGUGUUGUUUCUUGAGGGUGAUUCAUUUUUGGUCAUUUACCCUCCAUAGGACUUGACUGGCUCUAAAUGCGGUACCUUAUAAUCUCACCGGUGGGCUUGUUUCCUCCCUUUCUAACUUGAGCAGACAUAGAGGAUUCCUCCAGUUAUACUUCCUUUUUGUCUUUAUUUUUUGAAGGUUGGAUUGGUUUAGCAAAAAUGAAAAGAUGCCAGAAAACAA